This is a messenger RNA of Trichoderma gamsii, 1575 nucleotides long. RefSeq lists its product as hypothetical. Bases 1 to 1575 code for a protein of 524 amino acids. The transcript has 3 exons. The record is from RefSeq and is a predicted model, not a curated record. Gene Ontology annotation, molecular function: glycosyltransferase activity. Lineage: Eukaryota; Fungi; Ascomycota; Sordariomycetes; Hypocreales; Hypocreaceae. Gene Ontology annotation, cellular component: membrane.
AUGGGAGCCGACGGCAUGGGCCUCAUCAAGCUGCCGUCCCGUCACUGGCGGGCCGCUGUCAUCGUGGGCUGCACGCUGCUCUUGGCUCUGCCCCUCUACCAGCUGCGCGACCACCAGGCCGCCGGCUACUACAAGCAGUACAUCUACGACCAUCUGCCCACCUACCUGCAGGGCCCGGGCGUCUACAACAACACGCUCUAUCACGAGGGCACCGAGGCCGCCGUGCACUCGCAGUGGAAUUUCAGCUCUCCAUGCCACGGCUUCCCCGACAUGGACAGCAUCAUGCUGGUCAUGAAGACGGGCGCCACCGAGGCCUACGACAAGCUGCCCACGCAGCUGCUCACCGGCCUGCAGUGCAUCGACGACUUUCUCAUCUUCUCGGACCUGGAGCAGCAGAUUGGUAAAUAUCACAUCUACGAUGCCCUCGACCGCGUCGACCCCAAGAUCCGCGAAAAGUACGAAGAAUUCAAGCUCUACGAGGCGCAAAAGGAAUGUCCCGUUUCGCAAAAGGACUGCACGGCCGAUAUGGAGGGCGGCUGGGCGUUGGAUAAGUUCAAGUUUCUCAACAUGGUGGUGCGCACCUGGGAGCUGCGUCCCGACCGCGAUUGGUAUGUCUUCGCCGAGGCCGAUACUUACGUCGUGUGGCCGACUCUGGUUCACUGGCUGCGCACAAAGGUCAACCCGCGCGACAACGUCUACAUCGGCAGCGUUGCCAUGAUGGCUGGCUUUCCCUUUGCCCACGGAGGCAGCGGCUAUAUCGUCUCCGGCGCCCUCAUGCGCAAGAUGGCUUCGAUUCCCGACAUUGCCAAGUUUGACGACAUGGCCGGCGACGAAUGCUGUGGCGACGUGCUCUUCUCCAAGGCUGCCAAGGAGGCUGGCACAAAAGUUUUAAACGCACACCCCAUGUUCAACGGCGAGAAGCCCAACACGCUGCCUUACGGACCCGGCCACUGGUGCGAGCCUCUCUUCACCAUGCACCACAUGAACUCGGAGGAGAUUAGCGGCGUGUGGCAGUAUGAACAAACACGCACCCACAAGGACCUGAUGCAAAUCCGAGAGAUGUAUUACGCUUUUUUCGCUCCCAAGAUGGUUCAGCACCGCAAGGACUGGGACAACCUGUCAGAUGAUACUUGCUACAUUGGUCCCGACGAGGAGAGCCAGAAGAAGGCUCCGCAUGCCGCCAAAGACCGCCAGAAAAAGGAGGAAGACAAGAACGUCGUGCAGAAAAACGCGCACAGCUCACCCGCCGCUUGCGCCAAAGUGUGCGAGUCCGAAGGGCUCGAUAUCCCCGCAGACCAAUUCGAAAAACUGGAUACAGAAACUGAUCGCAGCCAGCUGAUCCGAUCCAAGUAUGACGAAAAGACCGGAGACAAGGGUUUCAAAAAAGAUCGCAAGUGCUUCCAAUGGCGAUUCCAAAAGGGCGUCUGCUGCACGAGCAAGAGCUUCAAGCUCGGCAAGCCCAAGAGGGAAAAGGAAGAUAAAGACAAGAUGACGAGCGGGUGGUUCGUCAGGGGCAUCAAUGACUGGAUCGAAACACAAGGAGAGUGUCCCCUGGACUGGAGAAAUCCUCACUGA